This is a messenger RNA of Sinocyclocheilus rhinocerous, 5074 nucleotides long. RefSeq names its product semaphorin-4F-like. The record is from RefSeq and is a predicted model, not a curated record. Gene Ontology annotation, biological process: positive regulation of cell migration; neural crest cell migration; axon guidance. Lineage: Eukaryota; Metazoa; Chordata; Actinopteri; Cypriniformes; Cyprinidae. Gene Ontology annotation, cellular component: plasma membrane. The transcript is spliced from 13 exons. Gene Ontology annotation, molecular function: semaphorin receptor binding; chemorepellent activity. The coding region runs from base 628 to 2979 and encodes 783 amino acids.
UGAAGCCUCUGUUGCCUAUUAGAGAUUAUAGAGGCGGCUGGAAAGCGAAUUCACGCUUUUGGUUUUCUUUCUUAGGCUGCUAGAUUUAGCUUUCUUUUGUGUAUGUUUUUGAAAUCUCACACUGGACAUAUUCAGAUAUCAUUUAGCCUACUCGGACAGGAAUAUCGGAUGGUCAUACGGGACAAUUGAAUUAGUUUUCAGCACGGGCUGGUGGAUUUGAACGCCAGGCUACAAGCGCUUCUUCUUAAGAUUCUGACAGCGAAUGUAGCCUAUUACACAUUGGAUUCAACUUCAGGAAAGUUUAACAUUUUCUCGGAAGCAAGCAGAUUUUGUUUCUACCUAUAUUGUGGGAUGCGCUCGAAUUGUGCUGGAGAAUAUUUCGAGACUCAAAGAAAUACAACAUCGUGGACGUUUUGAAUUUCUGUUCUGUUGUCAAAUACAAGAAUAUGCUGACUUUAAAUUAAUUUAGCAAAAAUAAGCAUCUAUAUUUCAUAUCUUACCUAUUUAAUCCCCUUAAAAUCUGCGAAGCCAAAUCUACAACAUUUUUUGCUAUAAUGUCCUGGAGCUGAGACUGGACAUAAAGGACUGUCUCCGAACGUGUAGAAGAGCGGUUCGGGUUGUCGGAACAUGAAGUCAGUUACCGGUCUGUUUGUUGUAAGUGUGUUGCUGUGUUCAACGAUCUCGUCCUGGAGCGCGACUGUCAACAGCUAUGGAGCAGACAUUUCUAGGCUUGGUUCCCCUGAUUUUAGCGGCGUAAAUAACUUCAGCACCUUCCUGUUGGACCGUGAGUCUGGGAUGCUCUACCUUGGUGCGCGGGAUGCAGUCAUCGCUGUGGAUACUGCUAAUCUAUCAAAGAGGAAGAUGGACGAUUGUAGGAACUACGUCCGUCUGCUGGAGUUUUUGGGCGAUGGACACAUAUAUGCCUGUGGGACUUUCGCCUUUGACCCCCAGUGUGCAUUUAUUAACAUCUCUUCAUUCUCUCUGGAGAAACAUGAAGAUGGUAGCAUGAAGAUGGAGACGGGGAAGGGGAAAUGCCCUUUUGAGCCCAGCCAGCAUUACACAGCAGUCAUGGCAGGAGGGAUCCUUUACACUGCUGCCACAAGUAACUUCCUUGGCACAAUGUAUGACAUUUCCAGGGCAACAGGCACCGAGCAGGAACGCAUCCGCACUGAACAAUCAAUCAACUGGCUUAGUGAUCCAGAGUUUGUCAGUUCUGCCUUCAUCCAAGAGGAUGAGAAGCACAAUCCUACUGGUGAAGAUGACAAAAUGUACUUUUUCUUCACUGAAGUAGCUAAAGAAUAUGACCUUUACACCAAGAUUAAAGUGCCACGAGUUGCUAGAGUCUGCAAGUCUGAUGUAGGUGGUAUGAAGACCCUGCAGAGGCGGUGGACGACAUUUCUGAAGGCCCAGCUGGUGUGUGAAGAUCGAGCAAGUGGACAGCGAUUUAACGUUCUGUCUGAUGUGUUCACUGUACAGCACCAGCCUGGAGACCCCAGCAGCACACACUUCUAUGGCAUAUUCACCUCACAGUGGGAAAGAGAGGAGCUGUCAGCUGUGUGUGUGUACAGUCUGGAGGAGAUAACUAAGGUGAUGAAUGGACCCUUUAAAGAGCUGAAAAAGACCUGUGAGAACUGGAUUAACCCAGAGCCCAUACCAACACCCCGACCAGGACAGUGUUUGAAUAGUGCUCUGAAGGAGCUGGGCUUUGAGUCCUCCUUGAAGCUGCCUGAUAAAGUGCUGACAUUCGUGCGUGAUCACCCGCUUAUGGAGAACAGUGUGGUGGCAGCACCCCUGAUGAUCAGAAAUGGCAUCACAUAUACUAAACUUGCUGUUACCUUACCAAUGGCCUCCAGUGGCCUGAAGCAACACAUGACCACUGUUUUGCACCUUGGAACAGAUCAUGGAGAGCUGCACAAAGUCGCUGUAGUUGGUCCGAAUGCAACUCUCAUUGAAGAAGUCCCUCUGUUUUCUGCACAGGAGCCAGUGAAUAACAUAUUGCUAUACAAAGAUGAGGCUCUGGUGGGCACUCCUCUCUCUCUGGUGAAGUUACCCAUAGUGGAUUGUUCUCUGUACUCUACCUGUGAGGUGUGUGCACCUGCCCGAGGACUUGGCUGCGUAUGGAGGCAUAAAGAGGGAGCUUGUGCUAUAAUGAAGCCUGGUAAAGUUGAAGAAGCAGAAGAUUUGGUCAGGCAAUGCACCAAAGGUGAAGGUCUUUGCUCCCCACCUGUAAUUGAAAUGCGUGUUGAAAAGGGUCUGCGUGUCCUGCUUUCUUGCGUGCAAGUGUCUCCUCGUCCCUGCCGCUGGGACCAUCCUCCACAUAGUCACACUCGCCGCCACAACUACGACCUGGAGGUGCAAGUCACGGCGGAGAGCGUGGGCACCUACGUGUGUCUAUGUGAUGAAGUGGGCAGAGAUCAGCCACCCUGUCGCAGAGCAGAGUACCAGCUGACCCUUGACAACCCCAGCAUGGGGGGGAACGUGGCCAUUGCAGGUGGCCGACACUUCCUGGCCUCGCACAUCAUUUUUUUCGUUGUAGGUUUUGUAUUGGGUGGCAUCCUGUUGUUUAUAAUUUACAAACGGCAAGGCGGCAUGAGAGGGGGCGGGCACUCAUCAUCCACAUUGGAAAAGGGGCGGGACUUGCUUGCUUCUACAGACACACCACAGUCUCCAAGCAGUGCCAGUCUGUUGUCAGAGGCAGUUCCACUAACCGAGAAAAGGAAUGGGACACUGAACGGUCACGGACACAAUAUGCACCCGGGCGGGCUCAAUGGCAGGCAUAUUUAUGCCAACUCCAGUGGACUAAAACUGCAGGAAUCAGCUGUGAACCUGGCAGAGGAGCUGGAUGGUAGAGAAAGGGCGGGACCAGACGGGGAGGAGGAGGAAUUGGGGUAUGGACUAAGUGAGAUGGAGGAGGAGUUUUCUAAGAUGCCUUGUCUAAGAGGAGCACCUCUGGCACAGUGUGAAGAAAGCUCUAUCUGAAGUCCAGCACACAUGUGAUUUUUGAGACUAAACUCUGUGAAAGGUUCACAAACACAGAUGGAGGGCUGGAGGAGAAGAGGAAAGCAGACAAUCCAAGAAACUGAUACACAUUCCAAAUAUACGAUUAACAUACGCAGUCGCACAAAGAAGCACACAAACAAAUAAACUGAAUUUGCUGGAGGCUCCUCUACUACUCCAUUACAUCACCGUCCAGUCCAUUCACUCCUGUGUACAUGCUGUGUAGAUCCAUUUCUAUCCUAGUGUUUCUGCAUGUAUUUGAUCAGACGAAUGGGCACUUUUGUGUACCAUCCUCAAAGCCAUGCGCACCCACAUGGAAAUACACAGUCUGUGCAUCUGUGUAUGUGCAGUUCUGUAGUUGCUCAGUCUGUUUCCUCUUUGAGGAUUCAAAGUCCAAAAGGUCUUUCAAAGGGGAAUGACCCGUCCACAGCCCAGAGCAGCAAAAAGUCAGGAAGAAUCUGCUCAUUCUGGGCCCAUUACUGAAAUAAAAUAAUCUGAUUUGUCACCAAAAAGGGCUUUCUAGCACAAAACCCCUCUGUGAUUGAUGCUUCACAGCGGCAAAUAUUGAAUGAAUGAUGGAGAUACUGUAAACGUGAUUUUUGCCUCACAUAUAAAGUGGUUUGAGUACUGCUAAUGAAGGUACUGUGGCCUAUGGCAGCGCUGGAUUGUGGAGUCCCUACCAGAGAAAGGGGCACAAAGGGGCCCUCAGAGCAUACAGGAGGAGCUGACUCCCUGGCCCCUUUGGUGUAGGAUAUAUGACAAAAAUGACUGAAAUAGACCACCAUAGAGUGUGCCAAGGGGCCUCAUGGGGCCAUGAUUCGGUCCUGACCUAUAGUGCCCAAUUUUGAAUGAAGAGAGAAAAUGAGUAACAAAACCAGUUAGCAAAUUCUUCUGUAGGAGAGAGCAUGUCAGACCUGUGAACUGAUAUUAGAUUGGACUGUACUUGACCACUGCAAUAUAAGUUAGUCACAUUCAGAGCAAGGGAGUUCUUCUUCUCUGAAAUGGGGCUGGCAGUGUUUUGUGGUUACAAGUAGCAAUCAAACCACUUCCAUCUGUAUAGGGACCAGAUGUAGCAUGUUCUGUUCAUAAUAUUCUGCACAGACAAAGGACCACAAGAUGAUGGAUGUCGCUUUAUUGUUUAGCAUGGAUGCUUAUUGAAAUCGUCAAAAUGGAAAUGAAGAGUGAAGGAUUUAUUAUUGAUACAUAAUUAUUGAUUGUUUUGAGUUUCCCUUUAAGGACAGAGAAUGUGCCUCAUUUGAAGGUAUAUUUAUUCCUAGUAAAGUGCAUGAUACAAAGUAGCCAUGAAUAAAGAGCUAAAGAUUUGUAAUGCAAUGAUCAUGGGCUACAGGUUAACCUAAAGCACUCCUAAUACAGAGAGUGUUCUAUUUAUAUGCAGCCACAAUGAUGUCUGUUCCAGGAGUAUGUAAAUAUAUGUGAAUAUAAAAGAAAAUAUGAGUAAGAUCUUUAAAAAUAUGUUUUUUAUUCUGUCUUUUCACCACUUGUUGGGUGGGGUCGGGGGGAUGAGUUGGGUUCUUCCUAAGUGUCAAACAGUCCCUCUGCCAGCCUAAAUGUUGGACCACAUUUAAAUGCCAUUUCCUGCCUUUUCCCAUUAGAAUAACUUGGAUCUACUCACAUUCUCCAUUUAUUUAUUUGGCAGUUUCUUUUUAAAUAAUUGUAACAUUGUCAAAGUGAAAGUAACACUCUGGAUUAUGUACAAUAUAUCUUGUCUUCUAAAUCUCUUUGUCAGCACUCAAUAAAUUAAUGAUAACAGGUACAUUCAACUCCAUAAACUCAUUUACAAAAUCCUGAUCUUCUUUUGACUUUAUAGUGAUAGUUUAAAAUAAACCUCCAACCCUCUCAAUGUACCAUAGUGAAUCUGCUGUAGUUAAACUUGUCCACAUGGUUGUAUGUUAAUAUUAUUGCAAAUAACUGAUCAUUUAGUGUUACAUGCUCUUUGUUUUUUCUGAAUAAAGAAUUGUUAAUUAAUGUACAGAUAUGUUGUAUUCUAAUUUUCUAUUUUUAUAAUUUAUAUAUAAUGAAGAUAAAUGUACUUUGUGUUUCAAAUGUUAAUGAAGGU